AUGUGGUUGCUGCGGUUUCUGUUUUCAACUUCCAUUAUUCCAGGUGUCAACUCUGAAAUCACUAGACUUUAUGAAGAUGUCGAAUCGGAAGUCAACAUAACUGGGGAGGACUAUAUUUUCAGUGAAGAAGAAAUGAAACAUCAUUCGGAGGUGGAACAGACUCUCCAACAUUACUGGCAGUGCCGUGGUCGUGAAUGGUCAUGUGACAAACACUGUCGCCUAGAAUUUCGAUCGGAAACUAAACUUUGUCGUGCUCCUCUUCCUGGUGAUAACUGUUUCGGGAUUCCGAUAACUUAUAAGUACUCGCGUGAUUUCGAGUUAAUCAGGUUUCCACAGGAGCUUGCAGUACUUAGCCGUUAUCCGAGAUGCUGGUCAUAUCUUUCGCCUCUAAUUUGCACAACGUUGUAUCGCCCAUGUUCUCGGCAUUUCUUUAUUGAAAAAGAUGAACGGAAUAACGUUAAGAAUGGUACUAUUGAACUGUGGCAGCUGUUGAGUCGCUCACUAUGCGAAACGGCUCAUAAAAUGUGUGCUGAUGUGGUAUCGAGUGGCCUCUUUCCAUCUAUGAUCAACUGUGGGGAGAAGGAAGGCGACUCACGGCAUUCUAGACCAAAACGCGUCUUAUAUUCAACUUCCUGUCAGAUCUCCACUCAUUUCAACAUAUCUCUCGAGUCGUUUUCGAGUCGUUCGAUUCCUAAUCUGCUCAAUCUUAGCAGUGGUUUUCUUCCUGGAAUCGAUUUAUUAAAAACAUUGGCUAAGAAGCAAGCUGUAUGCGUUUUUAAUAAGGCUGAACACGAGGAAUAUCAAAAGAGACAUACUAAAUUUAAGGAUUGUAAGACCAUGGAGGCGCAGGAAUUCCUAAAGUGCAGUGAGCAGUCGAACGCUAAUGAAAAGGAUACUAACCUUGCUGACUUGAGCUGUCAGGAUAAAUCCUCUGUAUCAGAGCAGAUCAAUUCGAAUUGGAAAGAAGCUUAUAAUGAUUUCUUAUCUAAAGAGAGCCUACACCGGAUUUUCGACAAUGAGGUUGAUAAAUGUUAUCGUUCGCUCACCAAGCGUAUCAUUUACGAUAGAAAUUUUGGAUUAUCAAGCAUCUGGACAGUGACGUCAUUUGUAUUUGUUUCGUUGUUCCUCGCCAUCUCGCCUGUUAUCCACUAUCUUUAUAUCAACACGUCUUCAAAUCGGGAAGUUGAAAGUAUAGUAGAGUACAUAAAUUGUGGAACUGCUCAUGCGAUCGAGAAUCGUCUGAUUGAUUGGUUGUCGGAUGACGCUUGGGCUUCACUAGCUGCUCUGGAGUCAUCUUCCUGUUCGCUGCCUUUAAAAGAAGCACAAGACCGUUUGGAGAGCGUCUUCACUGUGUUUAUAAUAUUGCCGGCUUUGCCAUUUGUGGUGUUACUCCUUGCCUUCCUGACAGGAGCAAUGAAGGUGCGAGCUGUUUUUGCCGAUACAGAGGUCUCAAAAUAUCGCGACAACGAGGAAUGUUGUGAAUUGGUUCCGAUGGUGGAUAAAACAAACGAGAAUGUCGAGUCAACACACGGCACGGAGCUAAAUAGAGAUCUCACCUUUGAAGAAAAAGGAAUUGUUCAUGAGACAGAUUCGUCUUCAAAAUCAACUAACCGUUUUUCUGCGAACGUACCUGAUGGAGUGGCAAAUGGAGUGCUUUCAGAUGAAAAAGAGAACUGCGUUAAAUCGGAAGAGACUGAGGACUCGAAGCAGCUUCCUGAAUGUAAACAGGAAAAGGAACGCAAGGACGCACUUUUCAGUAUUAUAAAUGAAUUACGGGAUGAACUUGCUUUUCAGCAGUCCAUGCUUAUUAAUGACAAUGCAGCGUGGAACAUCUCGCUUUACUAUAUGCGAAGAACGGAGCAGUUGUUAUCACAGAUAGGUGACCAUACGAAUCCAGUCAAUUCAGUUAAUCAAGGUCUGCUAUCUCUGUUUGAGGAAAUGUUGCGUGUACUUCCCACCGUAUCAGACCAUGCGCUUCAGUUAUGGCGAUGGAUGAAUUCAGUUCACGAAACGUCUCUGAAGCUCGACUAUCUCCAAGGAGUUUCCAAUGACCAUGGGCAUUCCCACUCUGUCUUCGAGUCGCAAGAUGUUUAUCGUCAACAUAAUUUACUUGCUCUUAACAGCUAUCUACUUCAAUCUCAGUCACGAAUGAAGGAAAAUUUAGCAGGAGUGUCUUCUGUAAGUGUAAAUGGCGGGAAGGAGCAGACAAAAACACAGCAAGACUGUUCACUGAAUAAGAAACAGUCAAGUAAAUUUGUAACGGAGGUGCAAAAGAUAGGCAAUAAACAGGUUGCGUGUAUUCCGAGCACCAGCCAAAGCUCUCGUCAAGAAUAUGUUGGUAAUUCGGAAGCGGAAAAGCAAAAUGGACCAGAUCAAAAUAUUAAACAAAGUCACCAUGUUCCUAAUAAUGUUAGUUGUGAUCCUUCAGAAAGCAAUGAGCGAAUAGGAGGUCGGUCUCUUCAAACACAGCGAUAUCAAGGAAUUCCAAGAAUCAGUGCCUACGCUAGCUCCUACAGCGCAACUCCACGUGGAAUUUUGACCAGGUUAUCUCUUCCUGAGUUGCGUCUUCGAGUUCAACAAAUCAAGAACAUAUGUGCUGGUGAUCAUUUAUAUCCACAAGAGCUUGCUUACAUGCUUUUGGUCAUUGGUGACAUCACACAAGGUGGUAAUCGACCACAGGAAAACCAAUUCUUCUAUGCGAUGGAACAGUUGCCAGGAAUAUUCGGAACAAGAGUUCCCACUAUCGAUGCGAGGGUAGGAGUGCAAGACUUUCUUACUCAAAUGCGUCGAAGAGCCCUGACCGUUGUUGGAGCUGUCGGUUAUCAUUUCUCCUUUCAUACAACCGGAGGGACUAGUUACACUCCUCCCGUAUUACCUCCGCUAGGAUUAUAUCGGUCAGAGAAUGAACUGGUGCUUCGUAGAGUUCUGGGAGACAGCGAUGACGUAAUGCGUUUGUUGCGUGACUUCUUAAGGGAGUUCCAGUUUGGCAGGGGUCCGAUCAAUCCUCGUCCUGAUUUGAAAUUUGCUUUCUCAUUCAGAAAUUAUCUGGCUAUGGUGGCGACAAGGGAGGGAUUCAACAAUGACCACUAUGAAGAAUACAUAACUGAUCCGGUACCACCACCUGAAGAUGUAAAUAAUGUGAAUGCUGCUGAGAAUUGUGGUAGAGAAUCCGACGACAACACAGAUCCUGCCCCUCCAUCAUGA
Messenger RNA from Angiostrongylus costaricensis, 3204 nucleotides. The record is from the annotation of a GenBank genome assembly. Lineage: Eukaryota; Metazoa; Nematoda; Chromadorea; Rhabditida; Metastrongylidae.